AUGAGGAGUGUUUCCCUUGUAACCGUCGCACUUGCGAUGCCCCUGGCGGCGGCCUCUACCUGUCACCCUCCGAAGUGGACGGUGGGCCAGACAGUCCUAACCACCAGCGGUCCGGUCGAGGGGCACGCCGCAGCUGUAGCUUCAGAGGUUUCAGAGUACCUCGGAAUUCCCUAUGCCCAACCGCCCGUAGGCAGUCUCCGGUUCCAGCCGCCGGUCCGCUACAACGGGACCCAGAGGGUCGACGGCAAGAACUUCGGAUUUUCGUGCAUACCCUCCAACCUCACCGCCUUUGACGCGGAGUACCCCCAGGAACUAAUCGAGCAGUUUGGCAUCACCGACGUCGGGCUCGAGCUGAUCAAAUCCAUCAACAACCCGGGUAUUCCGGUGAGCGAGGAUUGCCUGACGCUGAAUAUCUGGACCAAGCCCCAGACGGGCGAGAAGCGCAAAGCAGUCAUGGUGUGGGUGCACGGGGGGACUUUCAUCUCAGGAAGCUCCGCCGUGCCGGACUACAAUGGCCAGUUCUUUGCCGAGCAAGAAGACGUUGUCUUGGUCACCAUCAAUUACCGCGUGAGCUUCUUUGGCUUCCCCGGCAACCCCCACGGGCCGCAGAACCUCGGUCUGCUCGACCAGCGCCUUGCAGUCGAAUGGGUCCGCGACAACAUUGCCGCGUUUGGCGGCGAUCCCUCGCGCAUCACUCUGUUUGGCGAGUCGGCUGGCGGUGCCUCAGUUGACCACUACACCCACGCCUUCGCCUCCAACCCCAUCAUCGCCGCCGCCAUCUCCAUGUCCGGCACCGUCACGGGCAUCCGGCCUCGUCCGGCCGCCGACGCCGCCUACAUCUGGUACAACACCACGACGGCCCUCAACUGCGGCGACGCCAGCACCACCCCUCCCUCCCAAAUCCUCUCCUGCAUGCAAUCCGCCACCCCGCACCAAAUCGUCGCCACCCUCCGCAACGUAAUCAACUCCCCAAUCCCAAUGCCCUACUCCCCGACCGUCGAUGAGACGCUCGUCUUCUCCUCCCCGCAAACCCACCCCGUCGCAAUGAUCCCCCUACUCAUCGGCAACAACGACAACGAAGCAGGUCUCUUCCGCGUCUUUCUCCCGCCGCUCUUCCCAGACAAUGUCACAAGGGAAGAAGAGUUCUGGCACGGGGACAACCAGUCCAAAUUCAGCUGCCCCGCGGGCGCCAGGGCGGCGCGCAGUGCGAGGGAGGGGAACCCGACGUGGCGGUAUCGCUGGCACGGGGUGUUUGCGAACACGGAACUGGCGACCAGGCCGCCGAGUGGUGCGUAUCAUUAUAGUGAGGUUGGGGUGUUAUUUGGGACGUUGAAGGGGAAUACUAGAGAGGAAGAGACAGUUGGGAGGUGGAUGAGGGGUGCUUGGGGCGCUUUUGCGAGGGAUCCGGUAAAGGGAUUGGAGAGGUAUGGACGAGGAAAGGGGAAGGGGUGGCCUAGGUAUGACGAGGAAGGGAAGACGUUGGCGAGGAUUGGGUUGGAGGGACGGGAGGUGAGCUUUGUGAGGGGGGACUUUUAUGAUGCAGGGUGCUGA
Molecule: messenger RNA, 1551 nt
Organism: Parathielavia appendiculata
Lineage: Eukaryota; Fungi; Ascomycota; Sordariomycetes; Sordariales; Chaetomiaceae
Product: alpha/beta-hydrolase
Exons: 5
Coding region: 1-1551 (516 amino acids)
Source: RefSeq, a predicted model, not a curated record